Messenger RNA from Callorhinchus milii (elephant shark), 2565 nucleotides. It is a transcript of the gene ccnt1, whose product is annotated as cyclin T1. Gene Ontology annotation, molecular function: cyclin-dependent protein serine/threonine kinase activator activity. The transcript is spliced from 9 exons. Bases 1 to 2244 code for a protein of 747 amino acids. Gene Ontology annotation, cellular component: cyclin/CDK positive transcription elongation factor complex; nucleus. Lineage: Eukaryota; Metazoa; Chordata; Chondrichthyes; Chimaeriformes; Callorhinchidae. The record is from RefSeq and is a predicted model, not a curated record. Gene Ontology annotation, biological process: positive regulation of DNA-templated transcription, elongation; regulation of transcription by RNA polymerase II.
AUGGCGGCCGCGUCUCCCUCAGCCUCGUCGUCCGCCGCCGCCGCCGCCAAGUGGUACUUCAGCCGCGAGCAGCUGGAGAACAGCGCGUCGCGGAAAUGCGGCGUGGAGUGGGACAAGGAGCUCUCCCAUAGGCAGCAGGCGGCCAACCUCAUCCAGGACAUGGGGCAGCGGCUGAACGUAUCUCAGCUAACAAUCAACACCGCCAUUGUUUAUAUGCAUCGAUUUUACAUGCAGCAAUCCUUCACCAAAUUUCAGCGGAAUGCAAUCGCCCCCGCAGCGCUGUUCCUGGCUGCUAAAGUGGAAGAGCAGCCUCGUAAACUGGAGCAUGUCAUCAAGGUGGCCCACGCAUGUCUAAAGCCGCAGGAGCCUUCUCCAGACACCAAGAGCGAAGCUUACCUGCAGCAAGCCCAAGACCUGGUCAUUCUAGAGAGCAUUAUACUGCAGACCCUGGGUUUCGAGAUCACUAUCGAUCACCCACACACACACGUGGUCAAAUGCACACAGUUGGUGAGAGCGAGCAAGGACUUGGCGCAGACAUCCUAUUUCAUGGCCACCAACAGCCUACAUCUUACUACCUUUUGCCUGCAGUACCAGCCACCCAUCGUCGCCUGUGUAUGCAUCCACCUGGCCUGUAAGUGGUCAAACUGGGAAAUUCCUGUGUCCACAGAUGGCAAGCACUGGUGGGAAUAUGUUGACUCCACCGUGACCUUGGAACUAUUGGACGAGCUAACUCACGAAUUCCUUCAGAUACUUGAGAAGACACCAAACAGGCUAAAGCGGAUAAAGAAUUGGCGGGCUUGUCAGGCCGCCAAGAAACCAAAGGGCGACGGGCAGGGUGGCGGUGAGGAGAGCGGCGGCGGGCUGAGCAUCUCCAGCUCGGAGAACGCCUUGUCGGAGUUGAUGAGCAUCGCCACCUCCUCGGCCGGCAUGGCUUCCUUCCACUCCCUGUACCCCUCGGCGAUGCAGUCUCACUGCGCGGAGGGCAGCGGCUCAGACCCUCAGCAGUGGAGCACGCAACCACACGGCGAGCUCCAGCUGGACCUGGGUCCUCCCAGCCACAAGCCUCUGGAGCUCAUCCCGAGCGGCAAACAGGACCUGCUCAUGCUGGACAACCACGGGCUGCCGGACGGGGUGUACCAUCCGCAGGGGGAGGGGACGGGGGCCUACGGGGGCGGCCGACACGAGCAGAAGAACGGCGGGGGCAAGUUCCUGCCGCCCCCCUUGGCCUCCUCGGCUGUGCGGGUCAGCCUGAACGAGUACCGGGCCAAGCACGCCGAGGAGCUGGCGGCUCAGAAGCGCAAGCUCGAGAACCUGGAGGCCAACGUCAGGGAGCAUUACGCCUCGGCAGCUCAGGCGCUGAUCAAACAGCAGCUCCACGACAGGCACCCGCAGCCCACCAAGCCGCAGGACUCCAGCCCCAUCCCCAUCAGGAUCAAGAUCCCCCUCGCCAACUCCGACAAGCACAUCAAGCUGCGCCUCCCGGUGACGGGCGGCGAAAGGGCGCCCGGCGAGGAGAAGCUCAAAGUGCGGAUCAAGGUGCCCUCGGACCUGCACAGCUCCUCGGACGAGGGAAGCAGCAAGAGCAGGCACCCGAGCCCGCACAGCGCCAAAGAGCACUCGCACAGAGACCCGGCACCGUCCAACCACCACCAUCACCACCACCAUCAUCACCACCACAGACACUCCCACAGCUCGGGCGGCAGCAGCAGGCGAUCGGGCUCCAAGCACGGCACCCCGGCCUCCGGCGUCCCCGCCCUCAGCAGCAACCACAGCUCCUCCUCCAGUUCCUCCCGCAAACGCCAGCACGGGGACGAGUCCAGUCACAACCACCAGCCCAAAGCCAGCAAAGCCUCCAAGCCCUCUUCGGGAGCACUGCCCUUCCAGCCACACUUCAACCCGAGCAUCCUGGACUUGCCGUUCCCCCCCUCGGCUCCCUCCCUGCAGCAGGGGGGCUACGGGAGGACAGACAAGGACGCUCUAGACGCUCACGGCCAGAGUGCGGGCCCCAGCGAUCACCAACACAACAGCGAGUACCAGGACACCUUCGACAUGUUGGAGUCGCUACUAAGUGCCCAGGGCAUGCAGCCCGUCCCGCAACCUAGGUUCGAUUUCCUCCAACCUUACAGUGACUUCAGGUACCCCGGGGGGAUGUCUGGAGCUCCCAGCCUCCCCAGCACAGACAUCACACGGCCCCCCCCACUCCCCGCAGAGCCGCCCCCUCCCCUCCCGCCACUUCCAAAGUGACCCCUUAGCGACUACUACUGAGCGUGUUUGACAGAUUUUAAAGUAUUCACCUGCCUUAAAAUAAGAGUCCAGGCCUCCCUACACAUCAUUAUAAAUAUGAUCCUGAAUCCCCUUCUCUCUCCCCUCACCCCCUUUCCUCCCUCUCCAAACCCCCCCUCUCCCACCUCCCCCGGGCCCAAGUCUCCGACCGUUGCAUUUUGGCAUAACAUUUAAGGUGGCGCAGAGCUGUAGCACAUUUUUAGGCUCAAGUCUUAAUUCGUAUGUGUUUUUUUUGCAGUUGUUAAGCACAAAUGGGCUUCCGACAACAAAUUGCAUUUAUAU